Microthlaspi erraticum is the source of this 504-nucleotide messenger RNA. The record is from the annotation of a GenBank genome assembly. NCBI's taxonomy places the organism in Eukaryota, Viridiplantae, Streptophyta, Magnoliopsida, Brassicales, Brassicaceae.
AUGCUGGAGAAGACGUACACCACAUUCCACAAGGAUCACAUCACCCUGCAACAACAAUACAUGUUGCGAGGAUACACCAAAUGUCGGGGAUACACCAAAUUUUCUGAUUUGAUUGUGGCACUCCUAGUUGCGGAGAAAAACAGUGAGCUCCUCAUAAAGAAUCACAUGACUCGACCUACUGGAUCCAAAGCGUUUCCUGAAGCAAACGCAUUGGAUGUAAAGAAACCGGUGAAAGAAAACAAUUCUUUCCGAGGUCGUGGAGGUCGAAACAAUCGCGGACGUGGCGGACGUGGGCGAUACAACCCAAAUAACAAAAGAUGCGGUACAAAAGGACAUUGGUCCCGGAAUUGCCGUACUCCUAGGCACCUUUGUACAUUGUACAAAGAUUCUGCCAAAGGCAAAGGAAAAGAAGUAAACCUUGCAGAGCACUCAGAGGGAACAACCCACCUCGAUGCUUCUGACUUUGCAGAUGAUUUCGAUGACACCGUCCCAUCUGAAGUCUGA